Messenger RNA from Aspergillus calidoustus, 1425 nucleotides. The record is from the annotation of a GenBank genome assembly. Lineage: Eukaryota; Fungi; Ascomycota; Eurotiomycetes; Eurotiales; Aspergillaceae.
AUGUCCGAACUUAUCCAGACCACUGAGAUGAGACCCGGCGGCUCAGGGUCCGAAAAGAAACAGGGCCAUGGAAACAUUCGCAGCGUUCUUAUAUCUGCUUCGAUUAUUCUUUGUCAGCUAGUGCAGAUGGUCCCGUACGGAGCCGGCAUCAAUGCAUGCUUUGACAUUGCAGAGGAUAUUGGCGCGACACCACACCAGGCAACGUGGAUUGUAGCAUCCUACCCAUUAACGCAAGGCGCAUUCAUUCUCAUGGGUGGUCGUGUUGGUGCCAUUUGCGGACACAAGAAUACCGUCGUCGCCGCUGGUGGGUGGUGGGUGAUAUUCCACCUCAUAUCCGGAUUCAUGAGAAACAUGAUUUCACUGUCCGUAAUGGGAGCCCUAAGCGGCAUCGGCGGUGCAUUCAUGAUGCCGAAUGCCAUCGCCCUACUGACGAUCACCUUCCCCCCUGGAAAGAUGCGGAAUAUCUCAGUUGGAUUGUUUGGGGCAAUGGCUCCCAUAGGAGCCGCGGGAGGAAGUGUAAUUCCGGGCUUCUUUGGGCAACUGACGCAUUGGAAGUGGUUGUUUUUCUUUUUGGCUAUUCUGGGAACCCUGGGGUUCGCGUUAUUCGCCUUCAUUGUCCCCGGCGAACCAGAGCCCUUCGACAAAGGAGGGCGCAUGGACUAUAUCGGGGCCUACUUUGGAGUUGCCGGCCUCAUUCUAUUCAACUUUGUUUGGAAUGGAAUCUGGGAAUUCAAAUUCGCAAAAAACCCCAUCCUACCUUUCAACAUCUGGGGUGCACCUUCCUUCGGCCUCAUGACACUAUCCACUUUCCUAGCUUUCAUGAGCGUCGGAAUCGUACUGUGGUAUAUGAGCGCCUGGAACUUGACAAUCAGAGACUUCUCUCUCUUCCUCAACGGCGCCAGCUACGCAACCCUCGCCGUUUUCGGCACCGGGGCAGCGAUCAUAAGCGCAAAACUCGUCCGGCACUUACCCGCGCAGUUUACCCUUGCAAUCGGAUCGCUGUCCUCGUGUGCAGCGAACAUCCUAAUCGCGACGAUGCCCGCGCGGCAGAGCUACUGGGCGCAGGUAUUCCCCGCGAUGAUAUUCACGGCCUUCGGGCCGGAUUUCCUCUUUACAGCGGCGCAGAUUAUCGCGAGUAAUACGGUCAAAAGACAACAGCAAGGGAUUGCCGGGUCGCUGAUUGGGACGCUGUUGUCGUAUGGGCUGAGUACGGGGUUGGGGUUUGCGGGGACGGUGGAGGCGUAUACGAAUAGGCAUGGGCAGGAUCUGGUGAGGGGGUAUCGACAUGGCUUGUAUCUUGGAAUAGGGUUCGCUGCGUGUGCGGUGCUCCUGGCGCUUUUUUUUGUCAGGAUUCCGAGGGAGAGGAAGGAGGGGUGGGGAGAGGAGGAUGAGGAGGAUGGGGGUCAUGUUCUAUCUACGGUGUAA